Messenger RNA from Styela clava, 778 nucleotides. RefSeq names its product dynein light chain 2, cytoplasmic-like. Lineage: Eukaryota; Metazoa; Chordata; Ascidiacea; Stolidobranchia; Styelidae. Gene Ontology annotation, biological process: microtubule-based process. Gene Ontology annotation, cellular component: cytoplasmic dynein complex. Gene Ontology annotation, molecular function: dynein intermediate chain binding. The record is from RefSeq and is a predicted model, not a curated record.
AAUAUCGGCAUGCAUGGUAUGCAGCAUGUGCGUGUGUUGCUGCGGUAGAAUGCUUGUGCUUACUUCGAUUGACGAAUACAGAAUAGUGGACUAUCUGACUGUGCAAGAGAGGGAUAUCAGUAUUGUCUGAAUUGCUUUGAAUUUGAUUGGAGCAACGCUUAAUUGGUCAAAAUGGGAGACAAAAAAGCUGUGAUUAAAAAUGCAGAUAUGUGUGAAGAAAUGCAGAAUGAUGCCAUUGAGUGUACAACUCAGGCGAUUGAAAAAUUUAACAUUGAAAAAGACAUAGCUGCAUUUAUAAAGAAGGAAUUCGACAAGAAAUACAAUCCCACGUGGCAUUGCAUUGUUGGUAGAAAUUUUGGAAGUUAUGUCACACAUGAAACUAAACAUUUCAUAUAUUUUUAUUUGGGUCAGGUAGCCAUCCUUCUUUUCAAAUCUGGAUAGUUUCAUCUAUGCUUUAUUCGUAUGCUUGCCAUUUAUAGCAUGUUUGCAUAUUUCUGUGCAAUUUAUAUCACCAUUGUCCUGAUAUCCAUCCUGGGAAAUAUAAGGAUUUCUGUGGCUGGUACAUUUUCUACAGUCUACACACUUAAUUUUUUUUUCGCCUUUUUAUCUAGGUUCAUCAAAUGCAGUUCCUAAAUGUUAUCAUGUACACAAUCAUUUUGACUUAAUUUUUUCUUCUUGCAUCAUAAUUAUGUUAUCAUGUUGUUGUGAAAGUGUUGGCAUGGUGCUACCAUAUUUGGACCAUGUACCAAAUACAAUAAAAGGUUUAUUUCAUCAUGGA